CAUCAGUCUCUCAACCAUUAAUCAUUAGGUCUCUCGUCAUGCUCCAGUCGGAGUCAUCAUCUAGCUCAGAGAGCAAUUCAAGAUAUCGCGCUCAAAGCCCCAGUCCUGGCUGCGAAUCGAGUUCCCGAAAACGACAGCGACACAGUCGACAAGCCAGUACCCCAAAUCGGCAUCAGAUACGCAGCCAGUUGUCUGUUCUUGGAGUGGGGAGAACGACAGGAGUACGUGCUAGUGGACGGAAGACGCAACCGAGUAUUCGGAGACGAAGAAGUCAAUGGAGCUACGAAACAGCGACGAAGAGAUUCUUCCUUCAAUCACGUAAAUAAUACCGUGUUGACACCUUUACGCAACCUGUUUUAAGAGAGGAUUGGCCCGACGUAGUUGCUUCUGGGCUGAGAAGAACUAGGCUUGUUAAGAGAGCUGGCUUCACCGCCUUCAUGGGGAAGUAUUUAUGGGUCUGGAAAGUUUGGUCCAAUCAGAUGCUAUAAAAGCUGGAGCGUCCCUAAGGCAGAUGCGCCCCUAUCAAUUCUUGAUGCGUCCCUAUCAAUUGCCUUAAUUUGAUAAUAAAAUUAGAAAACAAUUAUUUUUA
Molecule: messenger RNA, 589 nt
Organism: Fusarium redolens
Lineage: Eukaryota; Fungi; Ascomycota; Sordariomycetes; Hypocreales; Nectriaceae
Exons: 2
Coding region: 39-326 (95 amino acids)
Source: RefSeq, a predicted model, not a curated record